Plectropomus leopardus (leopard coralgrouper) is the source of this 2812-nucleotide messenger RNA. The record is from RefSeq and is a predicted model, not a curated record. Lineage: Eukaryota; Metazoa; Chordata; Actinopteri; Perciformes; Serranidae.
CCUGCUAGCAGCUUGAGGAGAUAUUAGCGGUGGGAUAACUUGUCAGAAACUUCUGGAAACGUGUGGCUAGCUUUGCUCCUGUUACUCGAAAUAUAACGUUACGGUUGUAGCAAACAGUAAACUGUAUUCUGCUAUGGCUGAAAAAGAGGAGACUAUAGACGCCUCUGAUAGCCAUGACAGUGCGCCAACAGCAAAGAAGAAUGGACGGACCUCAUUGCUGGACAGCGGGGAGGACUUCGAAGUUUUAGAUGAAGAAGACAUUGAUGAUGAUGACCCUCCUCCUCUGGAAGAUGCCGGUGGAGGGAAGCGAAAAAACACAGAUGAGUCUGAAAAGAAAAAUGCAGACACAGAUUCAGACCCUCUUGGUCCAGUGGAGGAAUGGCUGGAUGUAUUAGGUAAUGACCAGUUAAAGAAAAAAGUACUGGAAGCAGGGGAAGGGAGAGAUAGUCGGCCACAGAAAGGACAGAAUGUGAAGAUUAAUCUUAAAACAUCCCUGAAGGACGGGACACUUGUGGAGGAGCAGACUGACCUCUCGUUCACUCUUGGAGAUGGAGAUGUCAUCCAGGCGCUGGAUCUUACAGUGCAGCUCAUGGAAAUGGGAGAGAAGGCCCUCAUCCAGGCUGAUGCAAAAUACGCAUAUGGUGCCCGGGGGAGUCUUGAGCCUGAGGUCCCCCCGAACGCUGAGGUGUCCCUAGAAGUGGAACUGUUGGAAGCUACUGAUGCCCCAGACCUGGAGCUUCUGCCUCCUGCAGAAAAGAUUGCCCUGGCCAGCCAUAAGAGAGAGCGAGGCAAUGUUCAUUAUCAGCGAGGCGACUACGCUUUUGCCGUCAACUCGUACAGCAUUGCCCUGCAGAUAACAGAGUCUAGCUCUAAAGUCGACAUCACUCCUGAGGAGGAGAACGAGCUGAUGGAUGUAAGAGUGAAGUGUUUAAACAACAUGGCUGCUUCUCAGCUGAAACUGGACCACUAUGAAGCAGCACUUAAAUCUUGUGUCUCGGCACUGGAACACCAGCCAGACAACAUUAAAGCACUUUUCCGCAUGGGCAAGGUGCUGGCCUUGCAAGGUGAAUACACAGAAGCCAUUCAAAGUCUGAGGAAGGCGCUGAAGUUGGAGCCGAGCAACAAGACUAUCCACGCGGAGCUCUCCAAGCUGGUGAAAAAGCACUCGGAGCAGAGAGGAGCAGAGCAGGCCAUGUAUAAGAAGAUGCUGGGUAACCCCGCCAACAGCAGCGGCAGCACACAGAAACACCGAGCCAAGUCUUCGUGGGGUCUCAGCUGGAAAUGGCUAUUUGGUGCCACCGCAGUAGCCAUUGGCGGUGUAGCAUUAUCCGUUGUCAUAGCUGCUAGAAACUGAACCAAACCUGACCGAGCCCCUGCAAUGUGAGCCGAAACACUGAAGCACACGUGACAGCGCCUUCUUAACGUUGGUCAGAGGGGGCUGGAAAUGUCAGUUGGUCAGUCGCCUCUUCACUGUCACUCUCCUUUCUCUGCUAUGUUUGAGAAUUAUAUGUGACAAACAAUAAAACAUCGAUAUGGGAACUGAAUUCCAACCAUAUAAAUGCGUAGGUUUAUGCAUAUCUGUCACAUUGCCAGACACUGUUUUAAUUUGCUGCCGUGUUUUUUGUCUUUGGUAGUUGAAUAUUUGAGCAUUGAAAUGUAAGAAAAAAAAUAUACCAUAGAUUCACAUAGAAGCUAUUUAAGAAUAUUUUUCCCAUUAAGAUUAGCUAUUGUGAUUAUGGUCCUACGUUAAACUAUAGUUUUAAAGCGUCAGGUUGCGCAUUUAAAAUAAUAUUUCCUAUCCAAGAGAGAAUGUGAUUUCACUUUGUUUUAAUGAUAUUACAAUGUUUCAGGUCGGCUGGUGUGAUGCUCUGUUAUUGGGCGAGGUAACUGGCUUGUGUGCUAGCUCUCACACCCUUUCUAUAAACGCCACUCAUACAUUAAGUGACCACAAAAAUAGAAACACCUGCACAUUUUUUGUUCAAGCUGUUAUUUCAGAUGUUUGAGUGUUCAGUCGGUUCGACUGUGUAUAUUGAGGCCGCAGUUUGUUGGGAUGUUUUUCUGAAAUUCCUAAAAUUGUAUCCACCUCAUUAACAUAUAUAAGAAACACCUCCAGCACGUAACGCAGUUAAAGAAAAUAUAACAGACUACAGCCUCACCUGCCUCAAGUACCAUGGAAUUGAAUCAAUGCCUUUCUGACAGUGUCGACAGCAAAAAACAAAUAACAUUUCACAAAGGGGGUUUAGACAUAAACAUGCGUGUGUUUUUUUUGCAAUUUGAUGUUGGCGUGUUUCUAUAUUCUUGGUCACUUAAUGCAGCCGCUACAGUAGAAAUACUUGUCAACAUUUGUUAAAAUAGUAAUUUCUUGUUGAGAGAGGUGUGGUUAUGACUUUUAAAUAAGGACAGCAAAUGGUACAUAUAGUUUGUCAGUGACGUGGUUAUGAAUAAUGCUGAAGUAGGGUUUAUUUUUAUGAUUCACUUUCAGUGAGUUAUACCUCAAUUUUUGAUGAUUAUGACCAAAUGUUGAAGGGUGACCCUUUAAGUACAAUGUUGGGUGUUUUUUUUUCUCCCCUACAUUUUUUUUGCCUGUGAAGUUUUUAAUUUAUGUUGCUUAUGUUAUCCUUUUCUUACAUAGUUAAUGUGACACAAAUCAAUCUGUGGCUUCUUCUGAGUAGAUGGUACUGUAAGCCUGCAGAGCCAAAAGUUGCAUAAACUCUAAACAGUUGGUGACAAAUGAGGAGGUUGUGAAAGUUCCCAGCAUUCCCUGUAUUUGUUAAUUUUAUAGUCAUCACAAUAAAAUGUGUCUGUUGUCAAA